Aspergillus eucalypticola CBS 122712 is the source of this 1670-nucleotide messenger RNA. Its product is annotated as curved DNA-binding protein (42 kDa protein). Lineage: Eukaryota; Fungi; Ascomycota; Eurotiomycetes; Eurotiales; Aspergillaceae. The record is from RefSeq and is a predicted model, not a curated record. The transcript is spliced from 5 exons. The coding region runs from base 116 to 1336 and encodes 406 amino acids.
GCAGAGUCCAUUUUCCUCUUUUCUCUUACUGUUGUGCUAGAACUACUGCUCCCCCAGAUACCUUCAUCUGUAAUUCUUCCUCGCAGCAGCGCGAGGAUCCCCUUAUCGAUACACAAUGGCUGAGACUCAGGCCCCCGAGGUUGACUACACCCUCAACAACCCCGACACCUUGACCAAGUACAAGACCGCUGCUCAGAUCUCCCAGAAGGUUCUCGAAGCCGUCUCAGGAUGGUGUGUUGAGGGCAGCAAGAUCGUUGAGCUUUGCCAGAAGGGUGACCAGCUCCUCGAGGAGGAGAUUGCCAAGGUCUACAAGGGCAAGAAGAUCCAGAAGGGUAUCGCUCACCCCACCACUGUCUCUCCCAGCUCCUAUGUGACUCCCUACACUCCCCUGGUGUCCGACGCUCAGGAGGCCGAGACUACCUUGAAGGCCGGUGAAAUCGCCAAGAUCCAGCUUGGUGCUCAGAUCGAUGGCUUCGGUACCAUCGUUUGCGACAUGGUCGUUGUCGCCGACAGCAACUCGUCUGCCGAUGUGGUGACCGGCCGCGAGGCUGACCUUAUCCACGCCACUCACUACGCCAACGAGCUUCUCCUGAGACUUAUGGUUCCCCCUGGCCUGCUCGCCAGCGGAACUGAUGAGGAGAAGCAGAAGGCCGCUGCCCAGAAGCCUCCUACCCAGGCUCAGAUCACUCAGUUGAUUGAGAAGGUUGCCAAGGCCUACGACUGCAACGUUGUCGAGAACACCACCAGCUGGCUGUUCGACCGCAACGAGAUCGAAGGCGAGAAGAAGAUCAUCCUCUCGCCCGGCGCUGGUGUCAAGGGCGAGGGUGUCCCCGAGGUCGGUGAAGUCUGGGGUGUUGAGCUUGGUCUGUCUCUCGGAUCCGGAAAGGUCAAGACCCUCCCUCACCGUGCUACUCUCCACCGCCGUACCACCACCACCUACGGCCUCAAGCGCCCUAGCUCCAGACAGACUCUCUCCGAGAUCGUCAAGAAGUUCGGCCAGUUCCCCUUCAGCUUGCGCCAGCUGGAUGAUGAGAAGUCUGCCAAGGUUGGUGUUGUCGAGUGUGUCCGUGGUGGUGUCCUGAGACAGUACGAGCCCGCCGGUGAUGCCGACAACGCUCCCGUGUCCCGCGUCCUGACCACUCUUGCUAUUACCAAGAACGGCAUCACCCGUCUUGCCGCUCCCACCACCCCUGAUCUUUCCAAGUUCCAGACGGACAAGAAGAUCGAGGACGAGGAGAUCCUUGCGAUCCUCGAGCGCCCGUUGGCCAGAUCCACCGGCUCCAAGAAGAACAAGAACAACAAGAAGAAGACCGCCGCCAAGAAGGCUGACGAGUAAAUCAUCGUCUGACCUGGGCGUCACAUCUGCCGUGUCCGUGGGCGUGUUGGUUUGGCUCAAAUGAAAGCCUAUGAUUUCUUUGCAGGAAACAUUCUUCGUCAUACCGAAGCAUUGGCGAUGCGCGCCAUUACAACGAUCCUUUUUGGAGUUGCAUCCAGGGAGUUCUGCAGAUGAUGAGGGAUGGGGGAAAUCCGUGCGAAAGAUGAGCCAUGUGGGAGACUGAUGUCUUCCAUAAUACCCUAUUACAAAACCUGUUGUUACAUAACUAGUUCAGAAGUUCAGAAGAUGUGAUAUGUAAAUGCUUGAAUAAAAAGGAAGCAAAAAAAUGAGGCAG